AUGCGCGCGGGAAUGAUACCUCUCCUCCUCUCCCUCCUCCUCGUCAGCGUCUCUGCCGAGUAUACCUACACCGCAUGCAGCAAACAAGCUGAUUGCACAGAUAAGAGCUACCCCUACUGCAAGAUCAUCUGGAACGACUCAGGCAUGACCACUACCAGCUCUGCUGUCAAGGGAACCACGUACUCGGGUGUGUGCGUGCAGUGCAACUCAGACUGUGACUGUGACUUGAAUGAGUAUUGUGCAAACGAUUUCUCUCUAUAUAUGGUGGAAAGCGCAAUCAAAACAACUGCUGCUGCUUACAAAGAGGAAUUCUCCAACAAGAUUUCGACGUACUAUGACGUGAUGAAGAAUUACAAAAUCAGAAGCGUCUGCAAGAAGCGAGAGCUGUCAAAGGACUACGACUUUUGCGUGCCAUCGACUACUAUCAGGAACGACGUCAUCACCUCAGUCUACGACAAAGUAUCGUAUGAGUCACAGUUCAGGUUUCAUGAGAGCAACAAGAAUCGAUUCUGCGGCAACUUUGAAAGCAAUGCAUUUCAACAAUCCGAGACCGUGAAAUGCUUAAAUUACGAUGGCCAGAAAUGUGCAACAGAAUCUUAUGUGACAGGAAACAGUUACAAAACGGCUACAUUCUGCUUUCCGGGCGUAAAGAGCAAAUUUGUGGAUGAUGCUGGAGGGUGUAAAGCAGCGGGCACGGAAAUUGACAAACUAGAAACGGAGUAUGAAAGCACGAUGUCCAAAGGCGGUUGUAAACAUGGAGACAAGACUUGUACCGGGACCGGAAGGCCGCGCGUGUGUGUGAAUGGCAAGUGGAAGUUACAGUAUACCCCUGACAUGAUGGGGUACGAGAAGACCUAUGACAUGGUCAAGGACAACAUCCAGCUGCAGACACAGAUCACCAUCACUCUCUUCGCUUCCCUUUGCUUCUUCGUCGCGGUGAUCUGUGCCGUGAUUCUGAUGAUGAAGAAACCUUCGGCCGGUCAGGCUCCCGCUGCCUUCGAGAUGAAGGCCCAGCCUGACACUCAGCCUCAGGUUUAA
Guillardia theta CCMP2712 is the source of this 1038-nucleotide messenger RNA. RefSeq lists its product as hypothetical. The coding region runs from base 1 to 1038 and encodes 345 amino acids. Lineage: Eukaryota; Cryptophyceae; Pyrenomonadales; Geminigeraceae. The transcript is spliced from 7 exons. The record is from RefSeq and is a predicted model, not a curated record.